AUUGAUUUCAGAGAGGAAGGGAGAGGGAGCGAGAGAGAGAAACAUUAAAGAUGAGAGAGAAUCGUGGACCGGCUGCCUCCUGCCUGCCCCGCACAGGGGAUGGAGCCCGCAACCCAGGCCUGUGCCCCGACCGGGAAUCGAACCGCGACCUCCUGGUUCCUAGGCCGACGCUCAACCACGGAGCCACACCGGCCGGGCCCAGCGGGUUUAAGCUGGGACAGAGGGGCCCUCUCGUCCACCAUGAAAGGCUCCCAGGCCACCAGCAGCCCCCCCGGACCCCCCGAGGGCAGCCUGGAAGGCUUGGACCUGAGUCUGACGGGGCUCCCUCCCCCCAUGUCCCGACGCCCCAACAGCGCCUCUGCCGCCAAGCCUGUCGCCCGCUCCAUCUCCGUGGCCACAGGCGGCGAGCCGAAGAGGAAGGCGCUGGAGGCCACGGGGCCCGGAAGCUCCAGGACCAUCAACAACCUUCGCAGGUCCAGCAGCACCACGCAGGCCCACCAGCCUCAGGCCAAGCAGGCGUGGGCCGGCCCCCUCAGGCCGGCGGAGCCCCCUGACUUCCUGACGCUCUUGGAGAGCAGCUCCGGUGGGAACCAGAGGCCGGCCGGUGUGGGCAGGGCCUCCAGCGAGAAUGGGGCCACGUGGAACGUCCUGGACGACCAGCCCAGGGCCCUCCCCUCGCCGCCCGCCGCCCGGAGUCCCUGUGCCCUGGACACGCCGGCGGGCCCACGGAGGAGAGAGGGCACCGUCUCCCUGGCGCCCAACUUCACUGCCAACAACAGGAGCAACAAGGCGGCCGUGGGCAACUUCGUCACCACCAUGGUGCACAACAACCACGGCCCCGCGGACGCGGCGCCCAAGAGCUCCAACCGCACGGCGCCCUCCCUCAACAACCUGGUCAAGGCAGCCACCCGCGAGGGCGAGGGCAGCGGCGGCGGGAAGCCACAGAAGAACUCGGCCAGCAGCAACCACGGGGCCCGGAACAACGCGGGGGCCGCCGGGGGCCUGCUCAGGCGGCGGGAGGUGACGGAGGAGGAGGCCGAGAGGUUUAUCCACCAGGUGAACCAGGCCGCCAUCACCAUCCAGCGCUGGUACCGGUACCAGGCCCAGCGGCGCCGAGCCCAAGCCGCCAGCCUGGGGCACCUGCUAGCAUCCAAGCUUGAGGGCCAGCAGAAGCGGCAGGCAGAGGGCGACCUGCUGGACCUGCACCGGCAGAGGGAGGCGGCCCGGAGGAAAGCCCGCGAAGAGAAGGCGCGCCAGGCCAGACGGGCGGCCAUCCAGGAGCUGCAGCAGAAGCGAGCCCAGAAGUCUGGCCACGGGACCCAGGAGCCGGGGAAGCCCCAGCCGGCCCAGGAGCCGCCCCUGCGGCCAGGAGACAGCGCUCAGCAGCCCCCCAAGGCCAACAACGCGGGAGCCAGCUCCCGGACCCCGGGCCCCGAGGACCCCUGCCAGCCUAUCCCCAACGCCUCCCCAGAGGCCCAGCAGCUCCCGGACGACAAGCCACAGGACACCAGUGCCCAGGACGCGGCUGGUGAGGCCCUGGAGACGGGCGGCCCUGGGAGCAGGGCCCAGUGCAGGGCGACCCUGGACGAGCUGCUGGACACGCUGAGGCUGCUGGAGGAGGCGCCCGAGCCGCUGCCCCGCCCCAGGGCCUACCACAAGGACAGAUACGCCUGGAGCGACGAGGAGGACGACGCCAGCUCCCUGACGGCCGACAACCUGGAGAAGUUCGGGAAGCUGAGUGUGCCCGCCGGGCCCCCCGAGGACGGGACGCUGCUGUCGGAGGCCAAGCUGCAGAGCAUCAUGUGCUUCCUGGACGAGAUGGAGCAGUCGGGGCGGGAGCGGCCGGCCGCGGCCCCCGAGGUGCGCGGGUCCCCCCAGGUGCGCGGGUCCCCCCAGGCGUCUGGGUCCCCCCAAGCGUCCGGGUCCCCCCAGGGGCUCGCAAUGGAGGAGGGGCCGCGGUGCCUGGAGUCUGCAUCCGAGGCGAGCGCGUCUGUGAUGCGGCUGAAGCUGGAGGUGGAGGAGAAGAAGCAGGCGAUGGCACUGCUACAGCGGGCGCUGGCGCAGCAGCGGGACCUCACCAUCCGGCGGGUCAAGGAGACGGAGAAGGAGCUGGGCCGGCAGCUGCGGCAGCAGAGGGAGCACUACGAGGCCACCAUCCAGCGGCACCUGUCCUUCAUCGACCAGCUGAUCGAAGACAAGAAGAGCCUGGGGGAGAAGUGCGCGGCCGUGGUGGCCGAGCUGAAGCAGGGGGAGCAGAGGCGCCAGGAGAGGGAGGCCCAGAUGCGGGAGCAGCACGCGCUGGAGAUCAAGAAGCUCAAAGAGCUGAUGAGCGCGACGGAGAAGGUGCGCAGGGAGAAGUGGAUGAACGAGAAGACCCGGAAGAUCAAGGAGAUCACGGUCAGAGGCCUGGAGCCCGAGAUCCAGAAGCUGAUCGCCAAGCACAAGCAGGAGGUGAGGAAGCUGCGCAGUCUGCACGCGGCCGAGCUGCUGCAGGCAGACGAGCGGGCGGCCCAGCGCUUCGGGCGCCAGGCGGAGGCGCUGCGGGAGCAGCUGGAGCAGGAGAAGGAGGCGCUGGCCCAGCAGGAGCGCGCGCGCACCCAGCAGCGCUUCGAGCAGCAACUGGAGCAGGAGCAGCGGGACCUGCAGCAGCUGCGUCGGCGGCUCUACAGCGAGGUGGCCGAGGAGAAGGAGCGGCUGGGCCAGCAGGCUGCCAGGCAGCGGGCGGAGCUGGAGGACCUGCGGCAGCAGCUGGAGGAGAGCAGCGCGGCCAGGGCCCGGGCCCUGCGGGCUGAGCUGGACAAGGGGCGGGAGGAGCUGGAGCAACGGCACCAGAUGGAGCUGCAGGCCCUGAAGGACCAGCUGGAGGUGGAGCGGCAGCUGUGGGAGGCCAACUGUGCCAAGAAGGAGGAAGCGUGGCUGCUGAGCCGGGAGCGGGAGCUGAAGGAGGAGAUCCGGAGAGGCCGCGACAAGGACAUCGAGCUGGUCAUCCGCCGGCUGGAGGCCGACAUGACACAAGCCAGGGAGGAGAGCGAGCGGGCCGCCGAGAGCCGCGUCAAGCGCCUCCGAGACCAGCACGAAGCCGAGCUGGCGGAGCUGCAGCAGGCGGGACGGAGGCUGCAGGACCAGUGCGCCGAGCUGAGGGGGCGGCUGGCGGAGGCCGAGGGCGAGGGCGUGCGCCUGCAGGGCCUGGUGCGCCAGAAGGACAGGGCCCUGGCCGAAGCGAAGGCGGUGAGCGAGCAGCUGGCGGGCGAGCGGAGCGGCCUGGCCCAGGUGCUCCGCCAGGAGUUCGCCGACCGGCUGGCCGCCUCCGAGGAGGAAAACCGGCAGGUCAGGGCCGAGCUGGCCGAGCUGCGGGCACAGCAGCGGCUGGAGCUGGAGCAGCUCCGGCGGGAGAAGCAGGCGGAGCUGGAGGACGUGCACGCCAGGGUGAAGGCGGCCCUGGCCAAGAAGGAGGAGGCCGUGAGCAGCCUCCGGAAGCAGCACCAGGCCGCGGUGAAGCGGGCCGACCACCUGGAGGAGCUGCUGGAGCAGCGCAGGCGGCCACUGCCCAGCGCCAAGUGACACCACCUCCCGAGGCCGGGACAGGACGGGCAGCAGCUGGCGGGACAGGACGGGCAGCAGCUGGCGGGGUCCGGGGAGGUGGACCCGCCCUCCUUCCCUCUGCCCCGGGGCCCUGCGGCGAGAGCGCUGUGGCCGCGUGUGACAGUAAAGAGCUGUUUCUUAA
Messenger RNA from Myotis daubentonii (Daubenton's bat), 3724 nucleotides. RefSeq names its product centrosomal protein 131 (gene CEP131). The transcript is spliced from 28 exons. Gene Ontology annotation, cellular component: centriolar satellite. NCBI's taxonomy places the organism in Eukaryota, Metazoa, Chordata, Mammalia, Chiroptera, Vespertilionidae. The record is from RefSeq and is a predicted model, not a curated record. The coding region runs from base 100 to 3561 and encodes 1153 amino acids. Gene Ontology annotation, biological process: cilium assembly; regulation of centrosome duplication; intraciliary transport involved in cilium assembly.